Molecule: messenger RNA, 702 nt
Organism: Botrytis fragariae
Lineage: Eukaryota; Fungi; Ascomycota; Leotiomycetes; Helotiales; Sclerotiniaceae
Exons: 3
Coding region: 1-702 (233 amino acids)
Source: RefSeq, a predicted model, not a curated record
AUGGCUCAUAAAAGUUCAACAACUUCGUUUACCUAUUCUGUAACUCGAAAAACUUCACAUACCUCUCUAACAUUCGAAACUGUUAUGUCCAAUCUCUAUGCUUCAAUUGGAAAAUCUACAGAUUUGAAAUUGUCAGCAAUUGCCGGAAAUACCACAUCAUAUGACGAAAAAAACAAAGAGAAAUUCAUCGAAGGAGUUGAGGCGGCCGUUGGACCUCAAGGAUUCAUGAAUUUUGGUGAAAUCAAUCAUGGUUCCUGGCUCCCACUCUUCAAUAUCCAAUCCAAUCCACAGCUUGGUCUAAAACGUAUCAUACUUGGAAAUCCACUAAUAGCUAUUACGAUGCUCUCUCAAUCUAGUAAAUCUCUCAACGCAGGAUUGUUUGUACCUGUGGAGAUUCUAGUCCGUCAGUUAUCAGGUGAAGAAGGAACGGAAAUCACGUGGCAAGUACCUAGUACUUUGAUUGCUGCUACAGACAGAGGGAAUGAUGGAUUAUUGACUGCAGCGCAAGUUUUAGAUGGGAAACUGGAAGAGUUGAUUGUAUUCAUUGGUAGCGGCGUCAAAUCUAGAUAUACAUACACCAAUCCCAGCUAUGCAAACAAGUCCAGUAUGAAGUGCAGGUGUCCUACACGAUAUUAUAAUGUAGGAGAAUACAUGCGACCAAAGCCUUCUAUCGGCUGGACGGAAAGAGUAGAGUUUGUGUAA